Vespa velutina is the source of this 5824-nucleotide messenger RNA. It is a transcript of the gene mxt, whose product is annotated as eukaryotic translation initiation factor 4E-binding protein Mextli. Gene Ontology annotation, molecular function: RNA binding; eukaryotic initiation factor 4E binding; translation initiation factor activity. The coding region runs from base 17 to 1525 and encodes 502 amino acids. NCBI's taxonomy places the organism in Eukaryota, Metazoa, Arthropoda, Insecta, Hymenoptera, Vespidae. Gene Ontology annotation, biological process: regulation of formation of translation initiation ternary complex; positive regulation of translation. The record is from RefSeq and is a predicted model, not a curated record. The transcript is spliced from 10 exons. Gene Ontology annotation, cellular component: RNA cap binding complex; cytoplasm.
UUGAAGGUAAUAAACAAUGGCCACGACACAACUGAAUAGGGCACGAACUAUCAAGAAAAUCGAAAAACCUCGGCCACUCAAACUUAAUCAGCGCCAUACGACCGUCGAUGGACGGAUCACGACAGUGGAGGACAUAGUGUCCUUAAUCGACAAUGUUACGAUGCAAUUAACUAAUGGCUUCCAUGACCAAACGCUGCAAAUGAAUGUGAUUACAAUGUGUAAUCAUCUCAAACUUUAUGCACAUCAGUUAGAAGCUAUUUACAAAGAUCAGCUGGACAGAGCUUUUGUCGCAAUAAGGAAUGGAAGUCAAGACGAGAGACUAGAUCUGACGACUAGGGUUCAUUUGCUGGAACUUAUAGAAUUGCGAGCUAAACAAUGGCGUCACACAGACUCUAUGGAUGUAUAUUAUACUCAUAAAUUAUCGCAUCUUGAUAAUACAGAAGGAACUCUAGAAACACUUGCGAAUCCAUUGGCUUCACCUUUGACGGUAGUUCCACCUACUGCUACAUCUAUUUUGGGUCCUGGUGAAGUAAUAAAAAAUAGUGGCAAAUUUGCGAAGCCUACUCGGAUUCCUGGUAAAAAUUAUUGCAAGGAUGAAGUUGUUAUACGUAACAGUGAUUCUGGUAAAGUGAUGGGAAUAAAAGGGCGUCGUGUUCACAUGAUCGAAGAACUGAGCCAGACGAUCAUCUCCUUCCAGCGAGUAAACCCUGGGGCUAAAGAACGACUUGUCCAAAUAACUGGUACUUCCGAGGACAAGAUACAUUAUGCGAAGGAUUUAAUAAAGGAUACGAUUCAACGAAAUGCAUCUCCGGUACGGUUGGAGCAAGGUGGAGGAGAAAAAGGAGGUAUAGGAGGUUCAAGCUCUUCUUUAAAUAGUAGUGCAUCUGAAGAAAGUAAUCGAUUGCAACAACACCAACAACAAAAUUCUCGUUUGAGAAGUUCGCUCCUUCAUAGCUUCUCCACCAACGACGCCAGUAUUGGCGAAUAUAAAUAUACAGUUACAGUCGAUAAUCAAUCCCUUAAGAUUACAGGAACAAAUUUGGAUCUUGUUAGGACUGCAAAAUUAGUGCUGGAUGAAUAUUUCUUAGGAGAUUCUGAACAAUUUGGAAGUGGAAUAGAAUAUUUUACCUUUGACGAAAAACCUGCUUCAUCUGAUAAUAAUUUGUCACAAACACCAUUAACUCCAAGUAAUACCGUUUCGUUAGGACGAGAAUUAAGUAUGGAUAGUGCAGCUACUUCUGAAAGUGAAGAAACAUAUAAAUCACAUCUUGCUACAGAACUUCAGUCAUCUGAUCAAGAUCCAGAAAUCAGAGAACUCACUUAUGAGUUCUUGCUGCUAUGUUCCACAGGCCCUUAUGCAAAACGGCCUCCUGCAGAUUGGGCUCGUAUACAGAAGGAAUGCCCGAAUAUUGUUCGUAAGGCACCGAUUCGCUGGUUCGAACCGGAGACAUACAAAGCAAAAGUAGCAGCAGCUGGUGUCAUUGCAAUAUUACCUGCUGGUGAAGGAGAAACAGAUCCUGAGUGAGAUUAUAUUUUCAAAUCAUCCUUAUAUACAUUGCACAUUUAGAGAAACAAAAUCUUCCAGUUUAUCUCGUGCCUUCUUGCGAAUGCAUUGUGAUAAUUAAUAUGAUGGCAGUAACAAAGAACAACUGUAAGUUACACGUACUUUUACAAUUGUACUAAAAUAUGUAUUGUGAUUUUAUGGAAAUUUUGCAGAAAAUUUUCAUUACUCAACAUUUCAUUACAACAAGAUCACGUAGAUAUAGUUAUACUAAUAGUAUGAUGUUCUUAUAUACAAAUGCAAUUUUGAAUCUUACAAAGCAUUUAUGCUUGGUACAGAUAUAUCGGAACAAUGCAAAGUUAUAUACAUAAUAAAAAUUCACGAUUAGUUGGUCAUAAUUAAUAUGACACAAUUUAGAUUUGUAAAAAAUAUCAAAUCUAACUUGAAUUGUCAUCUGUAUUAGUAAUACUAUAAAAAAACACUAUUAAUGUGGACUGGCUGGGACCAUGUCAAACUAAUUACAGUGAAAAAUUAAAUAUAAAAGAUAUUAAAAAUAGUUUUCAAUUACAAAUAUAUAUCACGUGAUUGUUUCUAUAUUCUUUGUUGUUUAAUUUUUGCAUCAUUAAAGCUUGUUAACACGAGUAUUGCUAUAUCAUUUAUAGCACUAUAAUAUUUGUUUAAUACAAACAAAAUAUAUUAAAAACAGAAAUUUUUUAUAUAUGAAUCAACAUAAUUUAACGAAAUUUUGUGUAUAAUAAUGAGAAAUGGCAAUACUUUGUGUGUUUAUGUUAUUUUUUUUCUUACUAUUCUUAUCUUGUUUAUUGACAAUAUUGUGGCAGUUUGUUAAUUACAAUGAUGAUAUUAUAUGAUUUACACAUCAAUUUUGUACUAUUAAAUGAGAUCAUAUUUGCAAAUGUCCUUGUAUCAGCAGAAUAUGUAUAAAAAUUAUAUCGUGUAAAUCUUCUUUAGAUAAACAAAUCAAAAUCUGCAUUGUUGCAAUUUGUCUGUGAAUAGAAAGUAGAAAUAUCUUUGUUUCUGUGAACACAUAUUUUCUUGCUAUGCAAAGAAAAGAUGAUCGUACAGAAUAGUGAUUUAUCAUAGUCUAGUCUAUUUAUCAUGUAUAAUGAAAAAUACGUAGAAACAGAGUUUAUUGAUAUAGUAAUUAUUUUGCUCUGACACAUCAACCAAAAUGUUUAUAGUCAUACAGAUUUUACAUUUUAUAAACUAAAAUGCUAAUUAUACUUGCAGUACUGAUUAUGUCAACGUACUAAAAUAUUUCAUUGUCUCUCGAGUAAUGCAGAAAAAUUAGUAUUAAUAUUAUAAUGUUACCAGAGAAUGAAAAUUAUCUCUCUUUUAUAAAUAUAGUAAAUAUAUAAUAUAUAGUGAGAUAAAUGAGUACCAUUUAUCGUACGUUUAUAGUACGCAAUGUAAUCAUGCUGCAUAGUAAUUAUAAUGCUUUGUUUAUAAGUUUUUACACUAUUUAAUAUUUAUUAUAAAUUUGAUGCACUUAUUUUAAAUAAAUUAUUAUGAAGGAAUAUAAUAAGGCAUGUUAAUUUAAUUUUACAAAUCUUAGCUACAUCAUUAGUAUUUAAUUAUACUUCGACAUUUAAUAAUAAAAUAAUAAAAUAAGAGAUACUGAAUAAUACAUAUUUUUACUGAUUUCUGUUACAGAUAAAUAUUAAAAAUUUUCUAUAUUGUUAUUUAUGAAUAUGACAAUAUAAUAAUACAUAUGUAUUUAUAUUGCUUAGUAUCAUGUAUUCUUUCCGUAUAUUAUACUGAAUGAAUUUAAUGAAUACAACCUGUUUCUUUCAAUACUGUAGUUUUUUAUUAGUUCAGUAUUGUACAGAAAUGAUUGAUAAUGUUCAAAGAUGUACAUUCAAGACCUACACUUUUAAUUUGUGCAGGCUCGGCUGUAUUUUGAACGUCAAUUAUAUUCUUAUGUUUUGUAAAAGUUAAAAAUUUUAUAUUAUAUAUUAUUGUGUACAUAGAAUCGGAAAUCUAUACACUGAUUGCAUUUUAUAAUUUGUCCUGACAGUGUCUUCUAUAUUGCAAUUUUUUUCCAACAUCUAUGAUUAAGUAAUAUAAUAUUAUCUAUAUUCAUAUACAAAUUAAUCUAAAGAAAUAUUUUAGUCUGAAGUGUACAUAAGCAGUCCCUCUCUCUAUUUAAUAUUAUAUUAAAAAGAAUCCUUAUACUUGAUGACAUUAAAUACAAAAUAACGCAUAAACAGUUACUAUCUAAAUGUGCAAUUAAUGAUUAAAUAUAAUGAUUAAAUAUAAGAACGAUAGAAUGUACAUGUACUUCGAGAAACUGUUAUGUAUGACUUAACAGACUAAUUAAUAUGUAAUUAACAAAUAAAUUGGCAGUUCUGCAAAGUCAGAAUUGCUAAUACAUAGUUACUUAAAUUGAGAAAAUAUUUCCUAUAUAUUUAAGAUAUAUAUUGACACAUUGCCACACUUCUUAAAAUAGGAAUUUGCAAAAUUGUUCCAUUUAUUCCACAUAAUACCAUUUGUAGUAUAUUGCAAUUUGCUGCUUAUAUAAAUUAUAAGUAACUAACUUUGUUUAAUUGUGUUUAAAAGGAAAAAAUAUUUUGAGAUAAUUAGUCCUAUAUCAACUCUAUUUAAAUGAGAUGCUCUUUUCAUCAAAACAAUUAAGAAAUAGUCUUUUACAAUCGUCAUUACUUGAGUCCCAUUAUCUGUUAUCCAGAUAUCAACAUCUAUCAAGUUUAAAUUAUGGAAUUUUUUUUAAUACAAAUAAGUAUGAAAACAUGACGUUUUACAAUAUAAUCUUGUAAAAUAUGAGUGACACAUAUAUGCUAUAUUUAUGUAUAUGUAAAUACACAGUGUCACUUAACUAUAUUAGGUCACGUGAAAAGAACACUUCCAACGUUAAAUAGUAAAACUUAUUUUUGUCAAUGGACUAUGAAGUAUAAAUAAUGUUUUCAUGCAUUGCAGUCAAUGUAUUUUCUAGAAUCACUGUCACCAUUGUGCAUAAUGUUAUCACGUAUACAAAUGAUGUGAAAAAUUAAUCAUACAGGCAUACAUUAUGUUCACAUUUAUGAUAAUCUACGUUUUUUUCUUUUUUUCUUUUUUAUAAAACAUAGAUCGCAAAAGCGAUAAUUUAUUUAAAUAGAUCGCCAUACCAAUAGUUUCUUUAAGGGAUUAUAUGCAAAUCGUGUUUGCAGAGCAAUUUUGCGUUCUAAAUGUUAUUUAUACCAAAAAAAUUAGCUUGUUCUACUAAGGUCUACUUUUCUAAUUUAUAAUGAGAAAAUGUUAAUGACUUGAAAUGACAUUAUUAUAUAUGUACAAAAAAAUCAAAUGAAGAAAAGAAAUAUAAAUUGUCUAUUUGAUAGCUGCAUUUACAUAAGUUUGAUGCACUUAAUUAAUUGUGGCUGUCAACAUUUUCGACAAUAUACUAUUUACAGUGCUACAGCCCAUACAUAAAAUAUUUAUCUAAACUUAGAGGUUAAAAGAAGAUUAUCUUAUAAAAGCAUCCGAAAUAUCCUCUAAAUUUAGACUCCGCACAAAUUUGAUAUUUGUCUAAUUCACACGCAUAAGAAAUUGUCACCUAAUAUAUCUUACUUUUUUAUUUAUCAAACUAUUCAUUUUUCUUGAUUAUUUACGAGACUAAUUGAACGCUAUACGCAGAUAUACAACGAUCGCUAAAAUUUUUAUGCAUGAUUGCCAGGCGAUCGAUUUGAUACUGCUAUUAAGUAUUAAUUAUAUACUGAAUAUCAAGUCUCCUCACUACAAUUUUAAUAUUCUAUAUAAAAUGUGUCCAGCCGUUCUUAUAUUUAUUUAUGUAAAUACAAAAAAUUAUAUCAUUCUUGUAUUUCCCUAAUAAAACAGAAAUUCACUAAAUACUCUUAACGAAAAAUAUGUCGUUACAUAAAAGCAGUGUUUUAUGGGGUUAAAAGACAUAGUCUGGUCCAGCCAUGUCUAUCGCCCAUCUGAAUUUAUCCCUUUGAGUUUUAUUAUAAAUUUUUUCGAUUGGGACAUUAUGUUUCUUGCACCUAAAUAAAAAAUAAUUAUUUUAUAUUUUUUUUUUAUCUAAAAUAUGCACUUAUAUAUCAUUAUAAAACUCUGAUAUUUACCAUGCAACAGAAAUUCUUGGAUCUAAAUAAUUAAGUUUAGAGGUUCCUAAUGCAAUUUCUUUAUUUUCUUCUCUAUCAGUUGCUUGAACCUCUAAUUUCGUCAAUUGUUCCUUCAAACGUUCUAAUGUUUUCUUUUUCUUCUCAUAAACACUAUAGGGACAAAUAACACUUAAAUAUGUAUUCUUGAUGUAUAUAUAUAAAGGAAAAUAUUACAAAUAAAAUAUUACAUACA